GAAGUUUCGCAACAGCUUGAAAAGGAGAAGGAGGUCCUGAGAUCCGUGGACGGCCGGGCGACCGCCUCCGAGAUGGUGGGCCAUGCCGCUGCCCUGGCCUCGCACCACGCCAAGCAGGCUGCCCUGGAUGCUGGCAAGCUGCCUCCCGACUUGAAUCAAAACCAAGUCUUCUUUGAGAGGGAAGUUUAA
Messenger RNA from Symbiodinium pilosum, 189 nucleotides. The record is from the annotation of a GenBank genome assembly. Lineage: Eukaryota; Dinophyceae; Suessiales; Symbiodiniaceae.